AUGGAGAACUUCGAGCUGAACUUCCCUAUUGCUAAUAGCACACCUAUUGCUACCCCAAUCAAGAAAACCAAGGCUAUGAAGGAAAAGGGUAAAAGUCGUGAAGAGGUGUUCUUCAGACACCUGGAUUCGCGACAAAUUCCAGAAGACAAAGUUUCCAACCAAGAAAUGAAUGCGCGUCUACCGAAGAUUCACAAAAGAGCCUCAAUUGAAAUACUAGAAUUCUAA
This is a messenger RNA of Caenorhabditis briggsae, 225 nucleotides long. Bases 1 to 225 code for a protein of 74 amino acids. The transcript is spliced from 2 exons. NCBI's taxonomy places the organism in Eukaryota, Metazoa, Nematoda, Chromadorea, Rhabditida, Rhabditidae. The record is from RefSeq and is a predicted model, not a curated record.